GGUAUUUAACACUUUUAGAUUAAGGGUGUGACCUGUUUGCGUGCUUGGUCUAACUUUAGUAGUCAUAUGAAUAUAUGCACGUAUCUUUCAGGCACAAAUACCUGUCAAGCAGGUUUACCUGACGUUGACUUGCAGUCCUCCUCCGUCACGAUUAAGGCGUGAUGACUAUAAAACAGUCUGACGGACUCUGCUAAGUACAGAUAAAGCAUCAACGCGCUCCAGCGGAUUAAGUUAUUCGUCUUUUUGUGAUUACCUCAAUUUCUGGUACAGCCCUCAUGGCAACGUACCAGGAGUUCAUCCAGCAGAAUGAGGACAGGGACGGCGUGCGCUUCAGCUGGAAUCUGUGGCCCUCGAGUCGCCUGGAGGCCACCCGGCUGGUGGUGCCGGUCUCCUGCCUGUUCACCCCGCUGAAGGAAAGACCGGACCUGCCGCCCGUGCAGUACGAGCCCGUCCUCUGCAGCCGGGCUAACUGCAAGGCUGUGCUCAACCCGCUCUGUCAAGUCGACUUCAGAGCCAAAAUAUGGGCGUGCAACUUCUGCUUCCAGAGGAACCCUUUCCCUCCCUCCUACGCGGGCAUUUCGGACGUGAACCAGCCCGCCGAGCUCAUGCCCCAGUUCUCCACCAUCGAGUACAUCGUGCAGCACGGACCCCAGACCCCGCUGAUCUUCCUGUACGUGGUGGACACCUGCCUGGAGGAGGAGGACCUGCAGGCGCUGCGGGAGUCGCUGCAGAUGUCCCUGAGCCUGCUCCCGCCCGACGCGCUGGUGGGCCUCAUCACCUUCGGCCGCAUGGUGCAGGUGCACGAGCUCAGCUGCGAGGGCAUCGCCAAGAGCUACGUCUUCCGGGGCACCAAGGAGUUCAACGCCAAGCAGAUCCAGGAAAUGCUGGGCUUGAUGAAGCCAACGCAGCAAGGACCGCAGGGCCGCCAGCCUGUCAAUCAAGAGACUGCCGUGGCCUGCAGGUUCCUGCAGCCCGUGCACAAGGUGGACAUGAACCUGACCGACCUGCUCGGGGAGCUGCAGCGUGACCCCUGGCCCGUCCCGCAGGGCAAGAGGCCCCUCCGCUCCACCGGCAUCGCCCUGUCCAUCGCCGUGGGCCUGCUGGAGGGCACCUUCCCCAACACAGGGGCCCGUGUGAUGGUCUUCACCGGGGGCCCCCCCACCCAGGGCCCCGGCAUGGUGGUGGGGGAGGAGCUGAAGACCCCCAUCCGCUCCUGGCACGACAUCCAGAAGGACAACGCCCGUCACCUGAAGAAGGCCACCAAGUUUUACGAAGCCUUGGCUAACCGCGCCGCGGUCAACGGGCACUGCAUCGACAUCUACGCCUGCGCCCUGGACCAGACCGGCCUCCUGGAGAUGAAGUGCUGCUCCAACCUGACCGGGGGCCACAUUGUGAUGGGGGACUCCUUCAACACGUCGCUCUUCAAGCAGACCUUCCAGCGCGUCUUCAGCAAGGACUACAACGGCGAGUUCCGCAUGGCGUUCGGGGGCACCAUGGAGGUGAAGAUGUCCAGGGAGCUGAAGGUCUCUGGAGCCAUCGGGCCCUGCGUGUCUCUCAACACCAAGGGGCCCUGCGUGUCGGAGAACGAAAUGGGCAUCGGCGGGACCACGCAGUGGAAGAUCUGCGGGCUGAGCCCCACCACCACGCUGGCGCUGUACUUCGAGGUGGUCAAUCAGCACAACGCUCCCAUCCCACAGGGGGGCAGGGGGGCCAUCCAGUUUGUCACUCACUACCAACAUUCAAACACGCAGAGGAGGAUCAGGGUCACCACCGUGGCCAGGAACUGGGCCGACGCCCAGUCCCAGAUCCAGCACAUCGAGUCGUCCUUCGACCAGGAGGCGGCGGCGGUGCUGAUGGCGCGGAUGGGCGUGUUCCGGGCGGAGUCGGAGGAGGGGCCCGACGUGCUGCGCUGGCUGGACCGCCAGCUCAUCCGCCUGUGUCAGAAGUUCGGACAGUUCAAUAAGGACGAGCCCAGCUCCUUCCGGCUUUCCGAGUCCCUGUCGCUAUAUCCUCAGUUCAUGUUCCACUUGAGGAGGUCGCCGUUCCUCCAGGUGUUCAACAACAGCCCCGACGAGUCGUCCUACUACAGGCACCAUUUUGUGCGGCAGGACCUGACGCAGUCGCUCAUUAUGAUCCAGCCCAUCCUGUACUCCUACUCCUUCUACGGCCCCCCCGAGCCGGUCCUCCUGGACAGCAGCAGCAUCCUUCCCGAUCGCAUCCUGCUGAUGGACACCUUCUUCCAGCUGGUCAUCUACCACGGCGAGACCAUCGCCCAGUGGCGCAAGGCCGGGUACCAGGACAUGCCCGAGUACGAGAACUUCAAGCAGCUGCUGCAGGCGCCGCUGGACGACGCGCAGGAGCUGCUGCAGGCGCGCCACCCCAUGCCCCGCUACGUCGACACGGAGCACGGGGGCUCCCAGGCCCGCUUCCUGCUGUCCAAAGUCAACCCGUCCCAGACCCACAACAACCUGUACUCCUGGGGCCAGGAGACCGGAGCCCCUAUCCUCACAGAUGACGUCAGCCUCCAGGUGUUCAUGGAUCAUCUUAAGAAGCUGGCGGUGUCCAGCGCGGCCUGAGCUCCCAGCCCGGGGCUGCCAUGAAGGACGAGAUGGGACCAUGAAGUUUACCGUUUUUAACACGGGGACACUUAAGCAUUUCAAAUCCAAGACAUUCUUAAAAAAUGGGACACAAAGACUGUUGGAUCAUGUUUAACCUGUAACCUUUAACACCCCCUCCCCCAAAAGCCAAAUGGUACCUUAAUAUAGCUGUUUUGGCUAGUUUGGUUUUCAUCAGCCGAUUUUUUACAUUCUCUCGUGCCUGCUAAAACGACUGCAUUUGUCUGUCUUUUUGUUUGUUUGUUUUUUUUUUUUUUUGUCCUAAGAAGCAGUAGGCAGGUAAAUUAACUGCUGAUGACACUUUAAAUAUAUAUAUAUUUUUUUUUUUUUCCUGCUAGAUUCAUCCUUGCGCAAAAUAAUUAUGAUAGAAAAUGUUCUGAUGGCUGCAAAUCUGUUCCUGUCAGUUAAACUACUGUUGAGAAUAAAGGACAUUUGAAAGCUAACAUGUCAGUGAAGGACAUUAGCAACGCUUGCAAUUUUCCUGGAGCUGUAAACCGGCGCCAUUUUGUGCCCAGAACUGAAUCCUGCUGUAAAACCGUAUUGACUGUCUGCAUUUGCAUUUUGUACAUUCCAAAACAUUUCACUGUUCAUCACUCCUGACUUCUGCUGUGUUUGUUUAUACUGUAAAAUCUAUUCCUACAUUAAAUUUUAAUUCUACUUAAAACAAA
This is a messenger RNA of Anguilla rostrata (American eel), 3283 nucleotides long. RefSeq names its product SEC23 homolog B, coat complex II component (gene sec23b). Gene Ontology annotation, molecular function: GTPase activator activity; zinc ion binding. The coding region runs from base 276 to 2576 and encodes 766 amino acids. Lineage: Eukaryota; Metazoa; Chordata; Actinopteri; Anguilliformes; Anguillidae. The record is from RefSeq and is a predicted model, not a curated record. Gene Ontology annotation, cellular component: endoplasmic reticulum exit site; COPII vesicle coat. Gene Ontology annotation, biological process: COPII-coated vesicle budding; COPII-coated vesicle cargo loading; endoplasmic reticulum to Golgi vesicle-mediated transport. The transcript is spliced from 19 exons.